AUAUAUCUUUUCUCUAUCAUCUUCUUUUAUGCAAUGUUAGGGUUCAACUCAGUUUCAAUUUCCUUUCAAAAUCCCUUUCACACUUCACAUUGAUCACUCUAUUCAACCAUUCCUUUUUCCAUCUCAAUUCCUCUCCCUUUCCACUGCACUCUUCCCGGACACGGUCUACCGCGUCCUAAUCAUUCAGUGGAUUGGAUAAGGUUUUGUUUUGAAAUGGCCUUUGUAGCACAUCAACCUCAGGGUUUGUAUGUGGCACCUUCCACUAGAAAUUUGUCAUGGAACAAAAGAUUGAAGUUGAAGCAGUGUUUGACAAAACAUCACAUGAUUGGGAGAACAAGCCUAUCUAAGCAUAAUGUUUGUUUAAGCGUAGGGCCUCCUUGCUUUUGUGUAUCCAAGAUCAAACCUUUGAGGAUUUCAGGCUUCAAAGGCUUAUCUCAUAAUGAUGAUUCAAGUACAAGGGCUCGUUGGUUGAAGGCACCUAAAACCUCUGUUGGUCUAGAGGAGAGUGGGGAAACUCACAAUGUACCAUUCUCCUAUGCAUCUGAAGCAAGUGAUAGCCUUGCAGCGUCAUCUGCUUCUCACGGGCUCUUCAAGAAAUGGUUGAAAAUGUUGCGCACCCAGUCAUCAUGUCAAGAAGGGGAGGGAAUUUUCGGAAAACUGUUCCCAACAAAUUUACCUGAGGCUGAAACUCUACAAAGGACUCAUAGCAAGGAAAGAAGUGAGGUUUUUAAGGUAGCAUGGUCCCAUUUUCUGGCCCUCGAUCCGGCAAUAAAGAUUCCUUUGUUGAUAUUUGUUCCUCUCUACCUGGCGGUUAAUGUAAAAUAUGGGGCUGAAGUUUCGAAGGAAUUAACUCCUUUAUGGGUUUUCGGGCCACUAAUUUUGGCUACACACAUAAUGAUAAUCCGCGGUCUUUGUGCACUCUAUACCUUAAGCUUCAAUCGUACCGUCAAAGUACUUAGGAAAGUACCCUCUUGGUACAUUUUGGUCAGCAGCUACGUUUUUGGCGGCGGGAUCAAAGAGCAAAUUGCUAUUUAUCUUCUGCGGCCUAUAUCGAGCUUAAAAGAUGUUGAUUAUGUACAGCUAACACGAAGAAUAUUGGAAGUAUUGCAAGAAUGGUUAACGGAAAAGUAUCUUGAUUUUGUGGAAUCAAUAUGGCCACGUUAUUGUCGGAUGAUCAGAUUUUUGAAGUCGUCUAAUCUUAUUUGAGUUUGAAUGUAUUCUUAAAGGUAGUGUUCAGGAAAGUUAAAGGGAGUUCGAUUGGAGGCGGUAUUCUAUAGCAUAGAAAUUUUCCAUUGAGAUGUAGCCAAUCCCAUUUUAUCCUCUGGGGUUUGAGCAAGUUAAUGAUAAUGAGGAAACAAGUUCCUAAUUCAUGUUAUCUUGAAUUGAUUUUGUUCUUAGAUUAGGCUAUAAUUGAUUUUAUCAUUGAAUGGCUGAUUAUGUUUCAACUUUCAAGGUUCUAUAUGAGAUUGGUUCCAUUAUGCAA
Molecule: messenger RNA, 1483 nt
Organism: Vicia villosa (hairy vetch)
Lineage: Eukaryota; Viridiplantae; Streptophyta; Magnoliopsida; Fabales; Fabaceae
Exons: 5
Coding region: 214-1206 (330 amino acids)
Source: RefSeq, a predicted model, not a curated record